Molecule: messenger RNA, 1737 nt
Organism: Linum tenue
Lineage: Eukaryota; Viridiplantae; Streptophyta; Magnoliopsida; Malpighiales; Linaceae
Source: the annotation of a GenBank genome assembly
AUGAUAUUCAUCGCGGUGGUCAUAACGUCGUCCUUGAUCAUCAUCUCUCCAUCAACCUGCACUCCACCUCCAGAGGAUCCCAUCCACUGCUCCAACAGCACCACCUCCUGCACCAUCACCAACUACAUCGGCGCCUUCCCCGACCGCUCCACGUGUCGUGCAUCCGGCGCCGCAUACCCCGCCACGGAGGACGAGCUCAUCGCGGUGGUGGCCGACGGGACGCGGGCGCGGCGGAAGAUGAAGGUAGCCACCCGCUCCCACCACAGCAUCCCCAAGCUGGCCUGCCCCGGCGGCGAAGGCGGCCUCCUGAUAAGCACCAAGUUCCUCGACCGCGUCCUCUCCGUGGACAAGGAGGCGAUGACUGUGACGGUGGAGAGCGGGGUGACCCUGCGCCAGCUGAUCGAGGCCGCGGCGGAGGCCGGGCUGGCGCUGCCCUACUCGCCGUAUUGGUGGGGUCUGACGGUGGGAGGGAUGCUCGCCACUGGGGCCCACGGGAGUUCCUUAUGGGCCCGACAAGGCGGCGCAGUCCAUGAUUACGUGGCGGAGAUGACGAUGGUCAGCCCCGGAAGGGCCGCCGAUGGUUAUGUGAGAGUGAGGAGGCUGAAGGAAGGCGAUAGCACUGAGAUCAAUGCUGCCAAGGUCUCGCUCGGCGUCCUUGGAGCUAUUUACAAGGUGACAUUCAAACUCCAACCCUUGUUCAAACGAUCCUUGACCUACAUGCAAAAAGAUGACAAGGAGCUCGGGGACGAGGCGAUUGCUUUUGGAAGCAAACACGAGUUUGCUGAUUUGUCAUGGUUUCCCAGUCAGGGCAAAGUCAUUUACAGGAUCGACGAUCGCGUCCCUUCUAAUGCGGUAGGAAAUGGCAUCUAUGACUUCAUCGGCUUCCGUGCUACCCUCUCCUCAGCCUUGGCCAUCAUUAGAUCCGUUGAGGAUAUUCAAGAAUCAACCAAGGAUGCUGACGCGAGAUGCCUGAGCGGUAAGCUUCUAUCAUCUGCCCUCGACUCCGCAGCCUUCGGCUUAACCAACGACGGUCUCACCUUCACCGCGUACCCAGUAAUAGGCUAUCACAACCACCUCCAAGCCUCUGGAAGCUGUCUCGACAGUGCGAGUGACGGACUAAUCACGGCUUGCCCAUGGGACUCGAGGAUCAAAGCCCAGUUCUUCCACCAAACUAGCUUUAGCAUUGCCCUAUCCGACGCCAAGGACUUCAUCCACGACGUCCAAACGUUGGUCGCCUUGGACCCUAGGUCUAUGUGCGUCAUUGACCAAUACAAUGGCAUCCUCAUUCGUUAUGUAACCGCAUCCAACGCCUAUCUUGGGAAGCAAGAGGAUGGGCUAGACUUUGACCUAACAUACUACAGGAGCAAGGACCCCGCGAUGCCACGUCUGUUCGAGGACGUUCUCGAGGAGAUCGAGCAGAUGGCUGUGUUCAAGUACGGAGGCUUGCCACAUUGGGGGAAGAACCGUAACGUGGCAUUCGAGGGGGCUAUGAGGAAGUAUAAGCAAGGUGAGGAGUUUGUGAGGGUGAAAGAAGAGUAUGAUCCAUUGGGGCUAUUUUCAAGCGACUGGACGGAUCAAGUUCUAGGGCUGAGGGGUGGUUUGAUGAUUGUCAGAGACGGGUGUGGUUUGGAAGGCUUGUGUGUGUGUUUGGAAGAUAGGCACUGUGCACCUGGUGAAGGGUUUUUUUGUAGGCCUGGGAAGGUUUAUAAGAAUGCAAGGGUUUGCCGUAAUAUAUAG